This is a messenger RNA of Nyctereutes procyonoides (raccoon dog), 2559 nucleotides long. RefSeq lists its product as uncharacterized. Bases 1 to 768 code for a protein of 255 amino acids. The record is from RefSeq and is a predicted model, not a curated record. Lineage: Eukaryota; Metazoa; Chordata; Mammalia; Carnivora; Canidae. The transcript is spliced from 6 exons.
AUGGGCGUCACUGAACUCCCAGCCCAGGUGGCCAACAGGUCUGUAACGGAGGCAAGGGCUGUGUUUGAUGUGACCCGACACUCAGAGGAGGGCCUCCCUCUCUAUUUUGUGAUUAUACGUUUCUUGAUUGAGCUGAUAAACCAAACUCGUCUGCCCGGAGGUCUGGAGCCCGUCAAGCCGUCCGAGGCUCUGGUGUCCGUCAGCUCGUGGACGUCGCGGCUCGCACGCAGCAGAGCAGCCCCUGCAGAGCCCAGCGCUUUGGAAGGAGCAGGAGGGAGCCGGGAGGAGUCUGAGGUGAGGCUGGGACACUGUCACUUGCUCGUGUCCCAGCACUGGGUCCCCGGGGCCUGUAAGAAGCAUGCACAGGUCGCAGGACAGACAUCCUGGAAGCAGACCGGGGGGCUGUGCCCCGUUCCCAGAAAGUCCCAGGCCUGGGCAAACACCUGGUCUUGCUGCUGUGAGGGUUGGUGUCUGUCGCCUUCACCACUUCCACCCCUCUCGCCCACGAUGGAGCAGGUGCUCCCAGGGGCACUGAGUCAAUCUGGACUGGUAAUACCUGACGCAUGCCCUUCUCUUGCUCUCUACAUUGGCUUGAACGCGUGCACAUCCGCACUCAAGGACUGGAAUGACAUGACCGCCCACACUUUACCUUGUAGGAAGUCCCAGGACACAAACAAUCCACCUGUUACACGAGGACGUAACCAGUGCCCUGUCCUGGUCAUGCUAACGGCUGUGACACGCGGACGCAGACAGCCAUCAGGAGUUUAGAUCUGACUCGAUGUGCCAGCGGAUGGAGGCCCAAAGUCAGAGGUGAAACAGCAGAAAUACAGUAAAAUGAUUCUGGAAAUGGGAAGUCAUGAAAGACUACGCUAAAAAAUAAGAGGGACUCUGUUAGAAAUAAGCUGUCCUGUGAGUGGUAAAAAGUGACUGUCCAUAAAGAAAAGUUGGUGCCUUUUGUGUUGGCAUGAAUACUCCUAGCAGUCAGGGCUCAGAAGGAGAGAUGAAAUAUCUCAUGUAGAGCCUGGGUCGUGCGAGAAAGCAAACAGCUUCUCUGGGAUUUCGUGGCAAAGAUGACCAAGAGUUUAUACUCACAGCCUUCCCUAAAAGUAAUAUGAACGUCAUAAACCCCAUUAUUUCUCCCGGGAAACAUGGCCAGCUGGAGACUUCCAAGAAUACACUUCCAACUUCCCUUGCUAGUAUACUUAUGCCAAUAGUUUCUGCCCAAGACGGUGUAAGCCAAAGAAUUGUGCGCAGUCUCUGGGAAGAGAGGAGAUGGACUUUCUCCACCAUUUUCCAGAAUUCUGGCUUGAAGCGAGGCCCUGACCCGUUGCCGGGGAUCAGGAGUUGGUGUAGAAGUAGGGACAUCAUCACAUGGCUCUCCUGUGGACUUCCUUUAUAUUCAUGGAAUAAAAUCCUACAUUGUGUAAGCUACAAAAAAAAAAAAAAAAAAAGACAAGAAAAAGAAAAAGUGACAGGUCUUGGAGGAAAUGAUCGAGAGACCAGUCAUUUAAUAUAUCAAUGAAGAGCCCUUAAUUUUUUUUUUAAGAAACCAUAAUUAAAUAAAAAAACAGGCCAAGGAUACGAAGCCAGCUCACAGAAGAGCAAAUCCAAAUGGCCAACAAACAUAUGGAAAGACUCUGCCAUUUGGCAGGAGAUGGAGACGCACAAACUAGAGUAAUAAUAAUAACAAGGUAUCAUUUUAUCCCCAGUCUGGCUGGCAAAAAUUCGCUGAAAUCACUAUUGCCAGAGAGAGAGGACACCAAAAAAUGGGUAUCUCCCUAGGUUGCUCGGCAAGAGGUCAGCUGGGGCAGCAACAGGUCAUGCAGUAAAACCCGGAGUAGGAUUAUAUGAGCCCGAUCACAAAUCUGGACCGUGAGCAGGGCGGGGAGGCGCAGGGAAGGAAAUACAAAGAGAAGGAAAAGAUGAAAAACAUGCAUGAUAUGGUCCGUGUGCGCACAUGAGCACGGGUGUACGUGUGCAAGACAACUUAUCUUUAAAGGACCUUUAUAUCUGCUGCUAUUUCUGGGAUGACUCAUUUUCCUUUUUUUUUUUAAUUUUCUAAUUCUUUCAUUUUUAUUAGUUGUAAGACUUAUAUAAAAAAAACAUUUCCUAUCAACUAUUUUGUUAUCUUGAGGCACAGUUUGUAGAGGAAAAACAGGAUAAAUACUUUGAUUUUUUUUUUCAGCUUAUUUAUCAGUUUUUGGAAAAAUUAGUUGUUCUCUUAGCAUCCCCUGAAGGUGACCAGUGAGAGUUGUUUUGUUUUCUGAGUGUCAUUAUAAAUUCAAGGAUUUAAGUGCUUUGGGUGUGUUCUAAUCCAUUGCAGUUAUUAUCAUAAUUGCUGCUGAACUUGUCCCAACUUUGGCUAGUGGAAAAUCUUUUAGGUUGACUCUUUCAUCAUCAUUAUAAACAAGCUUUAUUAAAGACUAUGAAUUCAGUUUCCAAGGGAGUUAUAAAUGGUUUUCUACAGAGAGAUUAUUUACUUGGUUUGUUGUUUUCACAGAUAAGAUGUGUUUUGACCCAUUGGGGUUAUGUAGCUCAUGUAUUAAAAUUGGAAGUUUA